GGAAAUACACUGCUUCAGCAGAGCCUCUCUCCAAUUCAGUGUGCUCAGCCCUGAGCAGGGGAAACACUUCUGCCUCCCUGCCCAGCCCCCAGUUACUCCUUUGAAGGAAACUUGUGAGAUACUAGGGACUGGUGAGGAGGUGCUGCUUGGAUCAGGCAUGAGGGGCUUUGAAAUCCUUUGAGAUAAAGGAAGAUUUUAUUUCCAUUUCCUGGUUUUUACGUUUCAUUUAAGCCUUGUUUGCAGAGCGGGGAGGAAGUUGAAUGAACAGCUGGGCAGCUGGAUAUCAGGCGUUUGUGGAGUAUGGGUACAACUGCCAGCGCAGCUCAACAGCCGGCCCCCACAGUGCCCCCUAGUGAUAGCCUCCAAGGAAAUGGCAGUGCAAGUUCAAGUACAGAAGACAGGAAUUCUCUUAGCAUUCACUCUUUUCAGACAGUGAGCAUUCACAACAAGGCCAAAUCCAUAAUCACCAAUAAGGUUGCUCCAGUUCUAAUUACAUACAAUUGUAAAGAAGAAUUCCAAAUUCAUGAUGAUUUGCUUAAAGCCAAUUAUUCUGUUGGGAGGAUUUCUGAGACCAUGCCAGAACAUUAUCUUGUACAGGGUAAAUAUUUUAUGGUACGGGAUGUGUACAGCAAGUUAGAUGUUCUAAAGACUACAAGUAGUUUUGGUGCACCAAAUUUCCGCCAAGCAACAGGAGGAUAUGAAGUAUAUGGAAUGGGUCAACCCAGCCUAAAUGGCUUCAAACAAGUACUACAGAAGCUCCAGAAUGAUGGGCAUAAGGAAUGCAUGUUUGUCUGUGUCCGUGAAGAGCCCGUGGUGUUUCUGAGAUUGGAAAGUGACUUUGUGCCUUAUACUCCCAGAAGGAAGGAGAAUUUGCAUGAAAAUUUACACAACCUGGAAAAAAGACUCCGUGUAGAGAAUUUGGAACUUGCUAUUCGUAAAGAGCUUUAUGACUUUGCUCAAUUGAGUGGGAACAGCUAUUUUGUAUAUAAUGACAUUGAACAUUUUAAGGAUGAGCCUCACUCUGUCAAGGUUGAGUGUGAAGAAGAUGUACACGUGACAGAGGAAGUGUAUAGCAGGCCUGUUUUCUUACUGCCCUCUUACAGAUAUAAUCGUUUGCCCCUACCAGUAGAUGGUGCUCCUCUGGAAUCACAGUUUGAUGCUUUUGUAAACUUUCUCAGGGAAAACCCUUGCCUCCUGCUACUUCAUGAUACCAGCUGUGCACCACCUGCUUUGCUUUUCAGUUGCCAGACAGGAGUUGGUAGGACGAAUUUAGCCAUGAUUCUGGGAACAUUAGUUCUGUAUCACCGAAAGGGUUCAACUGAAAAACAGAUGAUCAACCAGAGCACCAAGGACUUGCCAAAAGAACGUUUUCAGGUGAUACAAAACUUCAUCAAUAUGGUACCAAAUGGAGAACAAAUAGUUGAAGAGGUGGACCAUGCUAUUUCCUUGUGUUCAGAAAUGCAUGAUAUCAAGUCAGCCAUAUAUGAAUGCAAGAAGAAGUUGGAGGGCAUUGGUGAGGACUACCAAAUUCAGGGAAGUAGUACCAAAGAAUAUUUCCUCCGAGGAACCCUCAAUAGCCUUGAGCGCUACUUUUACCUUAUAGCUUUCAACUUCUACCUUCACGAGCAGUAUCCCUUGGCUUUUGCACUGAGUUUUAGUCGAUGGAUGUGUGUACAUCCUUGGAUUUACAGGCUUCAUGCAGCCAUGAAUUUGUCUGAACUCACUUUAUCUGGGGAGCUAAUAACCAAAGGAACACGGGUAUUGAUAUUGGAUGAACGAUUUUCACCUGAUGUUUUGAGCACUGUAAAGGAAAUGAGUGUAGCUAACUUUCGAAGGGUACCCAAGAUGGCUAUUUAUGGUACCGCUCAACCAAACUCAAAGGCCAUGGGUUGUGUUCUGAACUACUUGACAGAUGCAAAGAGGAAAUACUCCAAUAUUCUGUGGGUGAACCUACGAGAGGAUGUGGUGCUGGAAGGCAAUGAACAAAUAUACACGCCAAGGGAGCAGGACAACUUGGAACAACCUAUUGCUGUACCUGUCAAUACACCAGAACAGUUGGAGAAAUUAGAAGCCACGAUAACAAAUCAUAUUCUGACUUCCCAAAAAUGGUUGGAAGUUUACCUUGGACAGGAGAAGCAAAUGAAGAUGUUCAAAACAUGUCAAACAAUGCGGGACAUUUUCAACCAGCAAAGAAGCACAUAUCCUGGACUGGUGUAUAAAAGAAUCCCCAUUCCUGACUUCUGCGCUCCCAGGGAACAGGAUUUUGACAUGAUUCUUAAGGCUAUGAAGAACAUUCUUGCUGAGGACUCUAAUUCAGCUUUUGUAUUCAACUGUCAUGGGGGCAGAGGGAGGACUACGACUGCAAUGGUCAUUGCAUUACUGACACUCUGGCACUUCAAUAGCAUUCCUGAAAUUAGUGAGGAUGAAAUUGUAAGUGUUCCAGAUGCCAAAUAUACCAAAGGAGAAUUUGAGGUAGUGAUGAAGAUUGUUCAGUUGCUGCCAGAUGGACACAAAAUGAAGAAAGAAGUUGAUAUGGCACUUGACACUGUUAGUGAAACCAUGACUCCUAUGCAUUAUCACUUACGAGAGAUCAUCAUUUCCACUUACCGUCAGAUUAAAACAGCAAAAAAUGUGAAGGAAAUGCACUUACUUCAGCUGCGGAGUCUGCAGUAUUUGGAGAGAUAUAUUUACCUGAUCCUCUUCAAUGCUUACCUUCACUUGGAGAAGAAGGACAGAUGGCAGAGACCCUUUAGCAAGUGGAUGUAUGAGGUGGCAUCCAAAGCUGGAGUUUAUGAAGUGCUCAAUCAACUGGGUUUCAGUGAAUUUGAGAAUUUGGAAGAUCAGCCUUUGUCUCGACUGCGCUAUCGUUGGCAACAGCAAAAUUCAAACUCGCUUCCCUUCCGAGGAGAAUUUAUUUAGGACUAUAAGACCUUUUCAGCUUUAUCUUUACUUGGUAGAUCUCCUUUUAUUUGGAUCCUCUGAAAAAGACCCUAAAAGCAUGCAAAAAUGUGUAUUUGUUUUAGUGGUCACAGAAAUCCCAAAAAUGUAAAAAUAAAUAAAUAUGUAAUUGGAGGAAGUACAGUCAUUGAUCUGUAUGAUCCAACAGAGACUGACUAACCACAUGGACCAACUAUCAUUUGGUUUUCAUUUGUCAUUGACUAUGCGUAAAUUAUGUUUUCUCCUACAGCCAGUAUAUCCAAUAGUUUGACCUGCAUGGAAGGGCUAUAGUUGGCUAUGUGGUUAUAUACUUAAUGCUCAGGAUCUUUCUAUUAUUACUACUAUAUUGUGUUUAAUAUUUCAUAAGAAGUAAGAUUACAUUGGAAAAAAAAAACAUGUACUAGAUGACACACAUGCUGCCAAACUGUAGCAGAAAUGGACAGAGAAGAUAUGUAUAAAAUGUUGGGUUUUGAUUGUUUAAUAAAUUGGUAAUGAAUGAUUCUUUUAGAAAAAUAUGCUAAUAAAAAAAAGCUUAAAACCGAGAAUACAUUAGGGUGCAUACACCUUAUUUGAGGAACCUUACAAGUAUCUUUUUCAAACUUUUGUUUGAAAUUGUGUAUUUUGCAAGCUAGUAAUAUUUUUAGUUAUCAUUUCUUUAUUGUACAGAAAGCUUGCUAGUAGAAUGUUAUUCUGGUUAAUGGGUGAGCAGUUUAACUGAAAUGGUUUAAAUAAAAACAGUAAUAAACAGUAAUAAACUUGGAUAAAAUUAGUUUUAAUUUGCUCUCCAUAUUGAGCAGAGCAAAGGUGUAGCUAAGAGAGAAAAGGCCGGGGCAAUCUGUAACCUGGGUGCUGGGAGCCAGGGAGAUGGGUAACAAUGCCACUCAGCAUUGACUAGGGUAUUUAAAUACAAGGCUUGGACAUCAAAUGGAAUCCCUGUCUUUUGCCUAGCAAAGGGAAAUCUACUUUUUGGAAAGACUUUAAAGAAAAUGUGAUAAAUAUAUAUAUAUAUAUAUAUAUAUAUAUAUUAUAUAUAUAUUCAGAAAUCAUUCUAACCUUCCUGCUGCCUGAUGAGGAACGUUAAAUGACCAUCGCUUGCCCCAAUAAUACUUGGAAAAACUAUAUAUAUAGUCAGGAAGUUCUUGGGCUGGAAUGAACAGAUAUGCUAAAAUGCUGGACCCUGUAGUCAGAAAUGCUCUUCUCGCUUCAUAACCUCUGACUUAAUGACUGGUGAGAGUCAUUGUAAGGUUCUUAAAGAGGACCUAAAACUUUAGUCAAAGCCUGGAAGGCACAGUGGUGCUUCUCAGAGCACUCUUCACCUUCAGCUUGCUUUUCAAGUGUGUGUAAUAUGGAUUCUAUAUACUUUCUAUGGGUCCGUACGUCCUGCUGCGGAACAUUCUGUGCUUUCAGUACAGGUUUAGUUCCCCUUUUAUUCAUUCAGACACAGGUAUGCCAGGGUCUGAAUGAAUAUGUGAGUUAUUAAAUGUUAAUUGACUAGUCACAUUGUAAGAUAUGCUUUCUUCUCUUCUGAAUUAUAUUUUGCCUCAAAGAGGUAUUGGGCAGACCGUUUAUAUUCAUGCUUGCCACUGUAUUUUUUAAAUUUUUAUAUUUUCUUUACAUUUAAACAAGAGUCACUCAUUUUAUGUAACAUGAAUUUACUUGUUAAAUGAUACCAAUAUGUUUGAUAAUAGUUUUUUUUAGUACUUCAAUGUGUAUUAAAGACACAAAUUAUUUCUUGGUUAAUGAUGUGAUGUGUGUCCCCCAUAUGUAUAAAGUCUUUGGGCCAGAUUUAUCAUAGCCCGCCAUGCUAUGAUAACCAGAUGCACUGCCGGAUGCUGCGCUUGAUUUAUCACUAGGUGUAUGCUUCUCGUAAAUUAGACUCAGCAUCCAGCAGUCCAUGUGUCUGCACUGAAAGUUACAUAAACCUCUUGAUGACGUAGAUUUCAGUGUUUUUCUACGACCGAAAACUGGCGUACAAGAAGAGAAAUAGGGUCCCGCUGCCCGGCUCGCCGCACUCUUGCUCCUUUUUCAUGCAAGAAAACUGGCAUAUUUUAGUGAUAAAUUCCCCCUUUAUCUGCACUACUGAAAUAAUAAAACAAAAAUAUCUCUGGAAAGUCUACUUUUUGCAUACAAUUUCUAACACAUCAAAAUCCCUAGAUAUAGUGAAGAUUGGACUCGUGCACACUGCCUUAUUAUACUCCUUACAUGACUGAGUUGUAGGGAGCCAUAAUGUGGCAUCUAUAAACAUCUAUGUAACUCCAACUAUACCCGCAUUUGCCUCUGAUCUGAAAUAGGAACAUAGUGUUAUUUUAUUUCCCCUAUUUCUGCCUGAUUCAGAAACUCUUUGAUUUGUCGGUGGAGGUAAAGAUAGAGGAUUAUCACCAACGCUUUCCAAGGAUUAUAGAGUCUAGAAAUGAGUGCAUUCGUAAUUUGCAUUUGUACAUUUUGUUUCACUAUGAGGUACAUUUUUUAUUUUUAUUUUAUUUUUCCAGAGGCUUUUGUGGUAUGUUCCUUCAUUUGUCAUAUUACAGAAAACUAUUGCAUCAGUGGAAGGUACAUCUGUUUGUAUUUUGCAGUCCGUCUGUGUUGCUUCUGAAUUUUGCAGCCAAUUAGAAGACCUUUUCUUUUUGCGGAGUGGACAUACAUUUGCAGAAACUACACAGAUCAUUUGUGUGGCUUCUGUAUGCUUUCUGCAAAAAAAUAGAGUAUCUCCACAAAGUGUGGACCACGAACCCAAUGAAGUCGAUGGGUUUAAAAAAAAAAAUGCAGAUGCCACACGGACCACAUCUGUAUUUUGCAGAUCUGCAAUUUACGGACCACAAAACUGAUAUGGUCAUGUGCAUGAGGCCUAAUAUGAAGUCGUACAGAAGAACUAUAUGGUGCCAAACAUAGUAUGUGGCUGUAGGAACUUUGUGUGCCACCAUGCAGCCCCCAUGCAUGAAAUCUAAGGCUUACCAAAGUUGUUGAUGGAGCCUUAUAUUUUUUACUACUACCAUUCUUCUAUGGUUUGUUUGAUUUUGAUCAUACAAAAUCUGUCUAAUGUAUGAUAUUUGCUAAAGUGCACCUAAACUUAACUAAACUAAAAUCCUAUUCUAAAUGUAUUAAAAAUAAUUUUUGUAAUACACUUUAAAAGCAUGGCAUACAUGAGGGAUGUCAGGUUUUAGCAGAGCGGUCACAAGCAGGAGAGCAAUGUCUUAUGUGAGCUCCUGCCCUGAGCUUGCUCUGCUUAGCUCUGCUAAUACCCUGCAUACCACAUUGGUGCAGACUAUUCAGCCACCCGUAUGCUAGGCUUUAGAGAAGCAGCUCUGGAACAGGAAGGAGCAGCGACGCUCUGGCUUAUAGAAUGCUAAGUGUGGCCACAGGGGAAUCCGUCCUCCAUGCACAGAGCUGUAUAGGAGUACGUAUUCUAAAGCAUCAUAAGCACCUAAAGUUCAGAUGCCUAUUCCACAUGGAAAAGUAGAAAAUACAAUAUUUUUUUUAACACAUUUAGAAUAAGAUUUAAUAAAGUUUAGCUAAAAGUUAAGGUAUGUCACAAGCUCUGUAGUUCAGUCCAAUUUGCAAAAUAAGCCCAAACCAUUUGCUUUGAGGAUGUUUUUUCUCAGAAAGGUUUUUCUGAGAUAUUUUUACUGAUGACCCAUCAUUUUCUGGAUAGCUCAUCAGUAUCUGAUCAUUAAGGGUCCAGCACCUAGGGCUUCUGCCAAUCAGCUGUUUGAGAAGGCACCCAGCGUUCAUGUGACCUGUGAGAGCCAGGGCCCUCUCUCUGCUAACCAAACAGUUCUGUACAUUUAAUAGCAGCUGUGCUUGGUAACGCAGUUUAGCUCCAUUCACUUCUAUGGGGCUGAGCUGUGUCUAGGCCAAGUGACCGAUGAAUGUGACAUCAUAUGGCCCAGAGAAAGCUGUGAGAAGGCUAUAGUGCUAUUGUGAGCGCCGCUUCCUUCUCAAACAGCUGACCGUUGGAUGUCCCAGCGACCCCCACCGAUCAGACACUGAUGACCUAUUCAGACGAUAGGUUAUCUGUAAAAAUAUCUUGGAAAACCAUUUUAAACUACAGUAGACAACCUUGAGGCCACACACCUGAUAUCCAAUUCUGCUAAGCGGGGCUCGAAGGAAAAUCGGAGCACUGGAGUCUAUGUGCUAUGUAGCAUAUAUACCGUAUUGGCCAACGAUGAACUAUACAUUAUUGGAGGUAACCACUUCAUAUAUGAGGCUGGAUUGAUCCUCAAGGUUUUAGUUUGAUAUUCAAUUUUUUUUUUUUAUUUGACUAAGUGGCCCAUUCCUAUAAAGCCCUAUUACUCUGUGUGCCUAAGUACAGCCUUCUAUCAUAAGAAUACUACCAUAAAAUUUUAUUAAAGCACCAUCUGAAUUUUUUUUCAGCGUUAUUAUAAAAGAAACCCCUCUAUAUGCCUUUAUGAAAUGUAAAGCAAGUAUAUUACUGCCCCUAUGGCCAUGCAUCUAGUACCAUAUUCGGUUCUUUGGCCAACAUAUACAGUAUAAUGUUAGUCAAAGAACCCAAUAUAGUAUGUGCCAGAUAUCCUAAUUUGCCAUCCACUAAGGGCCAGAAGUAUUGUGUCCUAGGAAUGUGCAAACUAUUAUAAAGUUUAUAUCAGAAACUCACUUUUUUCUUUUUGAUUCUAUUUUGCUGAGAAGAAAAUUUUGUCCGCCUUUGUUUCUUUUUACAUAUUUGACUAGACCAAAAGUAGUCUGUGCAACAAAGCUACCCUCUGACAUUCUCAGAUUUUAUUUUUUAAUACAGUAAUGGAAAUCUAAAUGCAGCUUAAUUCUAAAACUAUCAGUUUGUUAAAAGGGUUGGCCACCUUUGGAGAAGGGGAGGGGGUUGGCUACUCCCUUCCUGCCCCAGACAGACCUGCAAUGGAAAGCAUACUAUUUGCAACCCUCUUUUUCUCCUGGUCAGACCUGCAAAGGGAAGUAUACUUACUCGCUCACUCCCCGACCUCAUCUGCCUUGCUCAGGUCCCCCACUGUCAACAUUCGCUGUGACACCACUGCAGUCAAUCACUGACCUCAGCAACCAGACAUGACACAAGGGGCACAGGUCAAAGUGGAUGUUGACAGCAGGGACCUAAAUGAGGCAGCCGAGACUGGCAAGCGAAGGAGCUGGGACACAGCUCUGAGGAGCAGAUAAAAAAAUGUUUGUUUGGAGGUCUGCCGAGCCGGGAUGGUUGCCAAACUACCUGCUCCCUCCCCCCAAGGUGGUCAACCUCUUUAAAACUUUUAGGAUUUUAUUAAAAUUGCUAUACAUUAUGCUGCAAAAAUAAAAAUCAAUUUACAGAAAUAUUGUAGGGAAAGAAAUGUAAUAUUUUUAGACAAACUUUUUGAAUGACUUUGAAGAAGGAAGACUGUGGUUAGAUAUAGAAUUGAACUCGCUCCUUUUUACUAUACAGAAAUCCUUCAAAAUUAUCUAUUCAUUUUUAUAAUUUAAGGAAAAUCAAGGGGCAGUCAUUUAAAUCUAUUUAUUAUGCAAAUUAUAUUUGGUUUAUGAUAAUUUAGUUUAAAUGCUAUUACCUUUUAUGUAUAGCUAUUGAAUGUUCUAAACCGGUUGUCGCUCAAGACAAAUGUGGUGUUUGUCAUAUCAUUUUUACUUAUACUGUUACAAUGUGUCAGCAUAUUUAUAUUUGUAAUAGUAGUUUUAACUUUUGCAUUAUUGCCUAAGUGAUAUUAUGGAAAUGGGGAGCUCACUUCAUCAGAUGUAGGAUUAUUCUAAAACUUACUUUACCUAACUCCAUGUAGAACUUUAUUUUUCUAGCUUGUUGUUAAAAGCAUAAGAAAAUGAAAGUAUAUUUCUUGCAAAUAUUUUCAUACACGCUUAACCUAAAUUGUAUCUUGCUAACAAGACAGCUGGAAUCUUAAAAAUAAGUCUGCUUAAGAAUAUUUGUACAGAAUCCUGUAUUUUUUACUGUAUUUUCAAACCUAUCCUAUCUGCUGUAGAAACUGUUGUAACCAACUUAGGCUUUAAGUUCUUUAUAUGACCCAGAAAAGUAUCCCUGUACAGUACUGUGGAAUUUCUUAGUAAUUUAUAAAUAAAAAAGAUGAAAUAAAA
Molecule: messenger RNA, 8991 nt
Organism: Bufo gargarizans (Asiatic toad)
Lineage: Eukaryota; Metazoa; Chordata; Amphibia; Anura; Bufonidae
Gene: PALD1
Product: phosphatase domain containing paladin 1
Exons: 20
Coding region: 301-2919 (872 amino acids)
Source: RefSeq, a predicted model, not a curated record